AUGAGGAAUGAAACAAUUUUCCAAUAUCUACCUCCAGGUCCGAAAGAGGCGAUCCACAGAGCUCAACUUAACUGGGAGAACAAUCCCUUAUCCACUCCAAGAAACAGAGUAACAUCCGUACUCCAAGAUUCUAACGACGUGCUAAGAGAGGGAAUAUCCAAACUUGUUCCUGUGGUAUCAGCCAUCUAUUCAGAGGUCGCCGCUGUUCGAGGAGCCUGUUUGGUGGUCGUUACUCUCCAAUGCUUCCAUACUACAAUAGAGAGUGAUUAUCAAAGUCUCAUUUUACUCUGUACAAGAGAGGAUGGUCCGCCAUGGGAAAUUGCAAACUUUGUUGAAGACAUCAUAGCAAUAGCUUGA
This is a messenger RNA of Ilex paraguariensis (yerba mate), 357 nucleotides long. The record is from the annotation of a GenBank genome assembly. Lineage: Eukaryota; Viridiplantae; Streptophyta; Magnoliopsida; Aquifoliales; Aquifoliaceae.